GUAAUACAUUGUGCUUUCGCGUACUGAGCAGUAAAACUCAAUAAUUUUCAUAAAAUUGUGAUUGUAAUGUCUAUUAACUCAAAUCCUCUGGAAUAUAGAGUGAACUCUCUAAUAAAACCCGUAUAAUAUAAUACAAAUACAGGGUGUCCAUUAAGUCACUUUACAAUUUCAAUUUUAUUAUGAAGUCAGUUCUCAAUAUUCUAACCAGGUUUGUUGUUUUUUAAUUAGUAAUUGUUCAAGUAUUUUUACUUCAUUUAUUACAUCUGUGAGGGCCAAAACAAUUUAAUAGUAUCGAACUAUCGAUUAAUUUCCUUUGCAAUUUUGAAGACUUUAUGGACACCUUAUACACUCUAAAAACUUGGCAUUUUUUAUGAUUAGCAAAAAAAAUCAGUUUUCAUAUUUUCUCUUUUUCAAAUUUUGAUUAAGUUGUAAUUUCUAUGGAGUCCUUACACGAAUCAAACCGAUCUAAUAAAAGCAGUAUAAUACAAUUACAACUUGUUUCCCCGGGAGAUUCCUAACUUUAUUACAAAAAAUAAAUUAAGCGAAUCACUACCACGAGAACGCGAAAUUAACACUAUACGCUUCUAACCAAGCAAAACAGUAAUGAAAAGACGUUUCAAUAAAAAAACGUUUGUAUUUCUCUGGCGAUUGCUGACUGAUAUAUUUUCAUUUGCAGUUUUAUUAACCUAGCUAGGCUUUCAGUCGUUCAGUAAUUGCUUAUGAAGCGGAACAAAACAAGCCUCCCAUAUCCUAUAAAACGCUGUCGUCUGCUUUUCUUCAGUCCAUUGUGACAUCAAAGAGAAGGAAUAAUGGAAAUAUCUUGCACGCAAAAUGCAAGUAUGAGAUCACAAAGCAAACAAGGAUUUAUUGACUUUGGUAAUUGUGACCGAAGAAUACAAACGAUAAAUCGCAGACGAAAAAUAUCAAGUUCAUUGUUAUGGAAAAUUUAUUAUUUAGACAGAACGAGUCGAGCCGCAAUCAUAAUAUUAUCAUUAAUAUUGAUGGGAAACGGCACAAACGGCGCGAAUUGUCCCGCAAAAUGUUCUUGCCAAGCUGCCAAUACGGCGUUUUGUAAUCAUAAAGCAUUGACAUAUUUUCCCAUGGAUUUUUCACCGUCGAUCGAAAAACUUUAUUUAUUCCAUAAUAAUAUUACAAGGAUUAAUCCAAGAGCAAUAGCGAAUCUAAAGAACCUAAAACUAUUGGAUUUAUCUGGCAACAAGAUUUCAGACAGUUCACUAUGGAAAGGAAUAUUCAGUCAACUUCGUCUUCUGGAAAACUUAAUUCUACAAGAUAACGAAAUAAAAAGCAUUUCAGCUGACAUGUUUCAAGGUCUCAACAAUCUGGCUCGUAUUUAUCUCCAAGGAAACCAAAUCUCAUACAUUGCAAAUGGAGCGUUCAACAACUUACCGAAUCUCGUCGAAUUGAAAUUACGGAACAACAAACUCGUCUCAUUUCCUCGACUUAUCAAUACAUCCAACUUGCUAUUACUAGACCUUGGACAUAACAUGCUACGAUCGAUACCUGACAUGACACUCUCGACUGUAAAUCUGGAGCAUUUAAUGCUUCAGGACAACCGUCUGACUCAGCUUCGAACAUCAAUUUUCGAUGACACGAGCCGACUCACACAACUUGACAUCAGCAAGAAUAGACUUACGGCCGUCCCGCUCGUGAUAAAGUCGUUAUCAAGUCUUCGAGCUCUUAACAUGUCACUGAACAGAGUCCGGACGAUCCCAGCCGACACAUUUACAGACAUGAGAAAACUCAAAACCCUGGAUAUCCAUGGAAUGGGUCUAACCUCGCUACCCUUUGGUAUCAUACCUAGAGGGGUUAUACUCAACGUAUUCGACAUGACAGACAACGAUUGGGAUUGUAGAUGCGAUGCUAGCUGGCUGCCGCAAUACAUCAGCGUAUUCAGACAAGCGUUUGUGAAUCCUGACGGAAUAAAAUGCUCAGCAACAUCAAAAUUGAAAAACCGAAAAAUUGAGGAUCUUUCAGCAGACGAUUUCCAGUGCACUGAGGAAGAAUUAGCGAAGACUCAUUUCCCGCCAAAAGUCACUACAACAACCAGUGCAACAACGACAUCUAGUGAUCCAAGAAAACCAUGGGCUCCAAACCCAUGUGAUGUUUAUCCUUGCUUCCACAAAGGAACUUGCUACCUUUCAAAUGGACGACCUAAGUGCAGAUGUACGAGAUAUUGGACCGGUCCGCAAUGCAAAAUCUCUUUACUACCAACAACAACUACUACAUCAACUAUAUACACUAGGAAGCCUAGCACUAAGUCACCUGCAAAGCCAGAACUCAUGAUAAACCAGGACUCAGUAACUGAGAAUUCAGUUGAGAUUAUACUUCCACAAACAGACACAGAACUGCUUGUAUCUGUGAGCGAAAUCGGGGAACACGAUAAUACGAAAGAACUGAGGAUAAAACCUAUCGCCCAUCCGUUUACUGUGCUCGGUUUAGAGUCUGGAAAAAGCUAUAAUAUUUGUAUACAUCUACCUUUGGGGAGUAGAAAUGAUAGGAACCCACCUUAUAUAGAAGAAAGGGACACGUUAUGUGGCUCUGUACGUACUGAAGGGAUUAGUGUAAUAAAUAAACCGGUCCAUAACACAGAAAUUCAAGUUGUACCGAGUCUCAGUGGCAGCGAAAAUGUAAACCCAACAGAAAAAGGCACAAAAGACAAAGACGUAAAAGAAUACAAGCCAGGUGAAGGCGAUAAACUAUACGGCGAUGUGAAUCCCGAAACGACACCAACUGAAAGCAGCAAUUUUCAAAUCAUUUAUCCGGCUAUUGGUGCCGGUAUUGGAGCCAUAAUUAUCAUCGUUUUGAUAGUUAUGUUUUUCGUCUGCUAUCGUCAAAGACGUAGAAAGAAAUUCAAACAAAAUAACCCAGACUACGUCCCGGGUUCUCCCAUAGACACCACACAAAUGGUUGACAUGGAGAUGGCACCCACAAUGCACCUGCAUCAGCACAACCAUUACCCUGCUGGAUGGGUCGACCAGGCCAACGGCUCAAAGUCAGAUAAAAAUAAGAAAAAUACGAAAAAUAAAAAGCAAAUAAAUUAUAUAAACAACAACCAGAAAGCAAGAAAAGUCAGCACCCCAAAUCGGACCAGCUCACCUGGUAGUAACUCAAGUAGCAGUAACGGUGGAACGUUACAAACUCGUUAUGCCGACACUCCUCUUCAUUACUCUCCACAUCAGCAGUAUAAUCCCGCCACCCCGCCAAUUCAAAUGCAAUAUGACGUCAUGCCGCAACAAAUGAAUGGCCGAGCGAACGAAUAUAUAUACAGAAACCAUCAGAAUAACAAUAAUUCCGCCAUGUUGCCACCAAAUAACCAUUACAUGCCACGAGAGAGGCCGUACGACCACGAGGUCAUGGACGAAAUGGCGCCUCUAGUGGUUGGCGGGAUGAAUCCGUACAACUAUGGCGGACACUUGAAAAACCAAAUGUAUCCCAUAAGUCAACACACUGGUCCUACGUACAUCGCGCCUUCGAGUGCGGUAUCGUAUCCACAAGUUAACUCAAGGUCGGCGUUCCAGCCUAUACAGAGCCCAAGAAAAAACACUGUCCGAACGCCGACAUCUGAUUCCGGGCCGAUUACGACGCAUGUAAAUACAGUGCAAGUACUGCCGACGUCAACUUGUUUAAACCGUAAUGUCGUGAAUGACAGCAUGGUACGGUACCAGGAAGGGGUACCGGUGGUUUGAGAAGUAAAAAUACCGACCAGGGGUGUCUAAAACGAAUAUCUGAAUACAUUCAAAAUAUGUUAUAUUCGAUAAUAAAUAAAUAAAUAAAUAAAGAGUUUGAAGUAUUUUCAUUCAAAAUUUUGUCAUUUGUCUUAGGCAUUUAAAAUCUGAUCGACCACCCAAAAAAGAAACAAAUAUUCAAAUAAAUUUGAAAAUUGGGUAUUUUCGAUAUAAUUAUAUCUUGAUUUUAAGAAUUAUUUAAAAUAACCAUAUGAAAUGAAAACAAUGCUCAUCUCAACUAUUUUACAUCGGAAAAUCAAUUUUUAUAAUUUACAAUAGUUUUUGUAAAUUCCCCUUUUGAAGAUGACCCAUUUUGUAAUAUACUCAAUUUUUCACAAAUAAUAUUUCAAAAUGUCUUUGUAAUGAUAAAUUAUUCGUUUUGGCCAUCCCUGAAGAUGGCGCUGUUGAGUAACAACUAACGCUUCAUUAUUGCUGUAAUAAAGAGCAAAAUUUGCAUAUGCAAAUCAAUAAAAUCAUGCCAAAGAGUCUACGCUUCGGAAAAUUGGAUAUUUGCAUUCCGAAAUUUGGUAAAUGAGCUUUCAAGGGGAUGUCUGAUGAGUCUAAAACUAGGAAAAUAAAGAAAUUAGCUACGUACGUACAGGUUGUUCAUUAGGUCCUGAAAUUAUUUUAAAUUGCAAAGGGAAUUUACUGAUACCAUAUAUAGUUACCUACAGGUGCGUUAAAAUGGGAUAAAAACUUCCUGGAUACCGUAUAAAAUUAAACAAACCUGGUUAAGAUAUAUUGAGAACUGACUUCAUAACAAAAUAUUGAAAUUGUAAAAGAUCUUUAUGUACACUCUAAACAAUUGAAUUGACUUGGACACCCUUGAAAGCUCAUUUUUGCAGUAAUUUUUACUUUUAAUGCUUUAACACAUUUUUGCUUUCGCAGAAAGUUUCACAAUUUUUGAAUUUUUUUUUAUUUUUAUUCUAAAAGUUGCCGAAUA
Styela clava is the source of this 4689-nucleotide messenger RNA. The record is from RefSeq and is a predicted model, not a curated record. NCBI's taxonomy places the organism in Eukaryota, Metazoa, Chordata, Ascidiacea, Stolidobranchia, Styelidae.